UCUUGGCGACAUUACAGGGUGUGAGAGCUCGGCUGGAAAACACAGAAUCGAAGUGCUGGAAGCAGUGCUGAGAGAAAUACAUAAACUCGGUGAGUCUGACAUAUUUAAAAAGGAGUUAGAUACCAAAAAGAUGUCUGAAAGGACUCUUUUUGAACGUUACCUGAACUGCCACAUGUGUGCAGAGAUUUUCACAGAUCCUGUGUCUCUGAGCUGCAACCACAGCUUCUGUUCAAGCUGCCUGCAGACAUUCUGGGAACAAACUGAGAACAAGAACUGUCCCAUCUGUAAAAGAAAGGCAUCAAAAGAACAUCUAUUAGUAGACUUUUCACUGAAGGAACUGUGUGACUCGUUUUCUGGGAGACUGAAAGUGGGAUCAUCUGAGACAGAAAAAGGAGAGAAGAAGGUGGAGGUGGUGUGUAGUAAACAUCAAGAAGAGACUAAACUGUUCUGUAAAGAUGAACAGAGAGCUGUGUGUCCUGUCUGUGAGUGUUCUCUCCACCAGAGUCACACUGUGGUUCCUGUAGAUCAAGCAGUCAGGGAGCUGAAGGAGCAGCUGAAACCUGACUUAAAGUCUCUACAGGACAAGAGGAACAAAUACAAACAAGUGGAGGAAAUAUACAAAGAAGUGAUUCAACACUCCAAGAAGCAGCUGUUGUCCACAGAGACACAGAUCAGAGCAGAGUUUAACAAGCUCCACCAGUUCCUGAAAGAGGAAGAGGAGUCCAGACUGACAGCUCUGAGGGAGGAAGAGGAGCAGAAGGGGAAGACUAUCAGCAGAGAGAUGAAGAGGAUUCAGGAGCAGAUCUCCUCUCUGUCAGACAUUAUCUGUGCUGUUGAAGAAGACCUGCAGAAACACAACGUGGCCUUCCUCAGCAGUUAUAAACCCACUCAGACCAGAGCCAGAGUCCAGUGCUCAGAGUCAGAUCCACAGCUGGUCUCAGGAGCGCUGAUAGAUGAGGCCAAACACCUGGGCAACCUGUCCUUCAGAGUCUGGGAGAAGAUGAAGGACUGGGUCCACUUCAGUCCGGUCAUUCUGGACCCAAACACUGCACACGGCAGUCUCUAUCUGUCUGAUGAUCUGACCAGUGUGAGACAUGGAGACACAUGUCAGCAGCUUCCUGACAAUCCAGAGAGACACACUAAUGGUCCCACUGUUCUGGGCUCUGAGGGCUUCAGCUCAGGGAAACACAGCUGGGAGGUGGAGGUGGGAGACCAUCCUGACUGGAAUGUGGGUUUGGCUAAAGAGUCAGCUGACAAGAUAUUUGUAUCACCAGAACAUGGACUCUGGCGUUUAUUGCAUCGCAGUGGAAAAUACACAAAUGCUGUUAGUGAGACUUUCUCAGUGAAGAAGAGUCUCCAGAGGAUCAGAGUCCAGCUGGACUAUGACAGGGGAGAGGUGUCCUUCUACGACCCUGAAGACAUGACUCACAUCUACACUCACAGAGAAACUUUCACUGAGAGUGUCUUCCCAUAUUUCUGUGUUCUGAAGUCUGGUGAUGCUAAAACUGUUGACAUCAAAAUCUCUGAAACUGACGUGAGCAUUGAUAUGUGCUGAAUACUCUGAAUGUAUUACAACACCUUGAAGAAGUUUACUACUAUGACCAGUGUGAAGAGAGCUGUAGCUUCUGUACAUGAAGGCGCCCUCUCUACUGUCUGAGUGAAAUCUGCACCCUGUGCCUCUGAAUCUUUGAUGAUCAUCAGACAAUAACUGUUGCACGCUAAGAUUUGUGUCUUCUGGUGAGGUGUUUCUGAGUCUUUUACAAAUUCAUUUUUAUUCUUCAGAAUAUGUUCUUAAGUAUUUUGAAAACCUGACAAAGCUUAAAAGGGAUUCAUGCAAUAUUAUUGUUGUCAUCAUUUCCUGUUUUCAUGCAAUUCACUGUGUAAAUGUGCAAAAAAAAAUCAUUGAUUAAAUCAGGUACAUUCUUUGUGACUCAA
Messenger RNA from Notolabrus celidotus (New Zealand spotty), 1935 nucleotides. Its product is annotated as nuclear factor 7, brain-like. The record is from RefSeq and is a predicted model, not a curated record. The coding region runs from base 131 to 1555 and encodes 474 amino acids. The transcript is spliced from 2 exons. NCBI's taxonomy places the organism in Eukaryota, Metazoa, Chordata, Actinopteri, Labriformes, Labridae. Gene Ontology annotation, molecular function: protein binding; zinc ion binding.